Aspergillus pseudonomiae is the source of this 428-nucleotide messenger RNA. RefSeq lists its product as uncharacterized. Bases 103 to 333 code for a protein of 76 amino acids. Lineage: Eukaryota; Fungi; Ascomycota; Eurotiomycetes; Eurotiales; Aspergillaceae. The record is from RefSeq and is a predicted model, not a curated record. The transcript has a single exon.
CCCACACAUACCUAAUGCGCCCUCUGACACGAUUUCGCUCUGGCAAUGCAGUGUGGGAGAACUGGGUGGAAAAUCAUCACACCCUUGUAGGGAGUAGAUAGCAUGUAUACUCCAUCAUAUCAACGGACAACUUCACUAUUGGCGACGGUUUGUUUUAGCAUUGUUUCGGGGCCCAUAUCUCUGCUUCACGGGAUCUUCCAAAUUCCCAUAUGGGACCCCGCCCCCCUAGGUAAAGCUAAAUUGUCUGGUCCCUGGGCUAUGACGCUAAUGCAGGAACUGACGAAGCUCUUGCUAGUAAUGGGAGUACUGACGGAGUUACCAGUUUCACUUUGAAUCAUAAUUAUGGUGACACCCGUGAGAUUGGAUGCCGACAGUGUCACCACCUGUAGGAGUUACGGUCACUCAAGCUUAAAAUCGCAUCAGUUGUG